AUGCGGACACGGAUCGUCAAACUCAGCCAAGCCACCCUAUGGUCGGCAGAGCACGAACCCUUGAAAGACAGGGUCCCAGGAGGAGUAUUUGGAAACCUUGCAGACCUAAGACGACAGCUGGACGAAGCGCAUCAGCUUGCGAACCUCCCCCCGAUUAAACAUGAGGAAAGCCACAACGUAUACAACAUCAAGUCCGAUAGCGACGGCGAUGACGAACCACCCGACGACGCACUGGAUCUUUCGCAUGGACAGGCUGAUACUCUAAUAUUGGGCGGGGAGGGUAAUGCCCAAUCAAGCAGAGCACCCAUUGCCACCACAGUAAUGGAGCUCUUUAUUGAACGGCUAAUUAGCAAUUUUAGCCCCAAGAAUCUGGCCAAAUAUGGCGGCUCUAUCGCAUUGCGGGAGGCGUCGGAAAUGCGAAUGUUCUCGCCUAUUAUCUGCACAGCUUUUGAGGCUGCCGCGCUUAGCUUUGCUGGUUGUCGGGAUGGAAACCCGUCAAUAGAGGUUGUCGGACACUCACGAUAUAUUCGGGUUUUGCGACUUCUGCAAAAUGCCCUAUAUGAUCCUAAACAGAGCAAGUCGACUGACGUAUUGGUUGUUGUCCUGCUGUCUACCAUUAUCGAGGCGUUUAAGCAGAGCUCCAGUGACUCCAUAUUUAGGCACCAGCUAGGAGGCCUCGAGCUACUUCGAGCACGCACAGCGUAUAGACACCGCCAUGGGAUUGAUCGGUCGUUAUUUGUCGAUCUCCGACUCUACUGGGUCACUGCAGCUCUAGUCCAUCGCAAGCCGACUUUUAUGGCAUCCAAGGAAUGGCUGACUGUUCCUUGGACGGGAGAUGGAACACCUAAGGAUAUUCUACAUCGGCUUUUGGAUAUCGCCGUCGACAUUCCCGGAUACCUCUCUCAGAUCGAUGAAUUCAUGGCCCUGUUAAGAGAGGCAAACUCACCUCCAAGCCUUUUAGCGGCGAUGCAGUCCUCGAUAUUGGACCUGGCGGGUGAACUCCAGGCUCGUUUGAAUAUGUGGAAGACCAUGUAUGCCGAUACAUACCCCCCCGGAAUGCCCAAGGAGGAACUUGACUGCGAGACCCCAGAUGGUUUCCCAGUUUUCAAAUGCCGGGACCCCAGCACGAUGCAGACUGUGACAGCGAAAGUGCUGGUAUAUCCCGACAUUCUCUUGGCCACCUCCAUGUCCCUUUACUGGGCUUUGUCCCUUGUCAUAUCUACCGCGGAUAGUGGCCUGGUCAGCGUGUUGGGACCGCAGAGGCGAUACCUUUUUGCCUGCAACAUCUGUCGUAGCAUGAAGUACUACAUCCAGAAUAUCCCGGGCUGUCUUGUGUCCCGGAUCAUGUUUGUGAUACGCACAGCAUUUGAUGUGUUUACAGAAAAUAUGAUCGAGAAAGAAUUCUUGGUCGAAUGCUUCCAUUUUAUUGGACGGAAACUGCAGCUUACAGUAUUUUCCAACCAGUGCGCCUCAUCUGCAGUCAAGUUGGGAAAUGCAUGA
Aspergillus tanneri is the source of this 1500-nucleotide messenger RNA. RefSeq lists its product as uncharacterized. Bases 1 to 1500 code for a protein of 499 amino acids. The transcript has 5 exons. NCBI's taxonomy places the organism in Eukaryota, Fungi, Ascomycota, Eurotiomycetes, Eurotiales, Aspergillaceae. The record is from RefSeq and is a predicted model, not a curated record.